AUACAAUGAUGAUAAAUAAUCUAGAACAUUGAUAAAUAAUGUGGCAGUUUUCAUUUAUUACUGCAGCAGUAAUGUAAGUCCCGGAAUAUUUAGCCAAUAAGUAGAAUCUCAAUAAAAGGGGUUAAAAAUGGCAGAUCGCAUACAAAUAUCUGACUAUGUUUGGUUACAACCGGAAAAGAAGUCUGAAUUUGAAAUACCGAUUGCCGUUAAAGUGCUAAAUAGUUCUGGUGGUAAAUUACAAGUUAAAGAUGACAAUGGGGAAGUGUUCUCAACGGCUGUUACAAAUGUCAUUAAGCCGUUACACGCGACUUCUAUUAAGAGCGUGGAAGAUAUGAUAACUCUUGGAGAACUUCAAGAGUACACAAUACUUCGGAACCUGCAUAUACGCUAUAACGAACAGCUUAUAUACACUUAUACAGGUACCAUGUUAAUAGCAAUAAAUCCAUAUGAGAUAUUACCAAUUUAUACGAUGGAUCAAAUUCAUUUUUAUCAAGAUAGAAAUAUUGGCGAUAUACCGCCUCAUAUAUUUGCCAUUGGAAAUGAUUCAUACCGAGAAUUAUUAGAUACGUCAACAAAUCAAUGUGUGGUUAUCAGCGGUGAGAGCGGAGCAGGGAAAACAGAAAGCACCAAAUUGCUGUUGCAAUAUCUUGCAGCAGCGAGUGGAAAACAUUCGUGGAUUGAACAACAGAUCCAAGAAACUAAUCCGAUUCUAGAAGCUUUCGGAAAUGCCAAAACGGUCAAAAAUGAUAAUUCUUCCCGAUUCGGAAAAUAUAUUAACAUUUAUUUUAGUCGUAAAGGAGUUAUAGAAGGUGGAAAUAUUGACCAAUACCUUUUAGAAAAAUCGAGAAUUGUAAGGCAAAGUAAAGGAGAAAGAAACUACCACAUAUUUUAUUCUCUGGUCACUGGACUUUCUGCCGAUGAAAAAAAGAAACUGGACCUUGGAAAACCUGCAGACUUUGAAUAUUUAAAUUCAGGAAAAAUGCUUACUUGUGAUGGUCGUAAUGAUGCUUUGGAGUUCUCAGACAUAAGGUCGGCUUUUAAAGUACUUAAUUUUUCUGACAACGAUGUUUGGGAUAUAUUCAGCCUCCUUGCUGCGAUUCUACACUUGGGAAAUCUUAAGUUUAAAUCUUUUAAUGUAAGCAAUAUUGAAUCUUCUGAAGUGGCAGAUGCAACAAAUGCUAAUAGAAUAUCUGCCCUUCUCGGAGUUAACAAAGCGCGGUUUAGUGAAGCUUUAACUCAAAAAACAUUAAUUGCUCAUGGUGAUAAAAUUGUUUCCCCAAUUUCAGUCGGAGCUGCAACAGAAAGUCGUGACGCUCUUGUUAAAGCCAUAUACGGACAUAUUUUUGAAUAUAUCGUAGAAAUUAUAAACAAAACUUUACAUAGAGAUCAACAGCUUGCCAGUGGUUCAGUUGGCAUUCUUGAUAUUUUUGGUUUUGAAAAUUUUGAAUCAAACAGUUUUGAGCAAUUGUGCAUCAAUUAUGCCAAUGAAAAUUUGCAACAAUUUUUCGUUAGACAUAUUUUUAAGCUGGAACAAGAGCAAUAUGCUAAAGAAGGAAUAAUAUGGUCAAAUAUUAACUAUGUUGAUAAUCAAGAAAAUCUUGAUUUAAUCGGACAGAAACCUAUGAAUUUACUCUCACUUAUUGAUGAAGAAUCGAGAUUUCCUAAAGGCACUGACCUCACUCUACUAUCUAAACUUAAUAAUAAUCACAGCAACAAAAAUUCUUAUAUUACACCAAAGUCAACCCACGAACACAAAUUUGGUGUAAGACACUUUGCUGGAGAUGUUCAGUAUGAAGUAAAAGGGUUUCUGGACAAAAAUAGAGAUAUGUUAACCCCAGAUAUAAAAGAGAUGAUACUCGAUUCCAAUAACUCGUUUUUAAAGAAUCUGUUUUCGGCGGAAACUGUAACAGCUCAAAGUGGAAGCCGAAAAGUUGUAUCUUUAAGUCACAAAUUCAAAACUUCCCUCGAAUCACUUAUGAAAACUUUGUUUGCAUGUCAUCCAUUUUUCAUACGGUGUAUAAAACCAAACGAACUUAAAAAGCCACGGAUUUUUGACCGCGCGUUGUGCGUUCGACAACUUAGAUAUGCAGGUUUGAUGGAAACUGCAAAAAUAAGACAGGCAGGAUAUCCUAUACGAUAUUCAUACUCUGAAUUUGUGCACCGCUACCGUCUUGUCAUUCCUGGAAUUCCGCUAGCACAGAAAACCGAUUGUAAAAACGCGACUCAAAAGAUCUGCAGUGAAGUUUUGAAAGACGAUGAUUUCCGCUUAGGUCUUACAAAAGUUUUUCUCAAAGAUCAUCACGACACCUUACUUGAAGAACUACGCCAUAAGGUACUUAUAACGGCAGUAAUCAGAGUUCAGGCUAAUGUUCGAAGAUUAAUUUGCAGAAAAAGAUAUUUGCGGCUUCGAGCUGCAGCUAUUACAAUUCAAAAACACUUCCGAGCACGUGGGUUUAGAAGCAAAUUCCUAAAAAUGAGAAGGGGUUAUCUUAGAUUACAAGCAGUCCUUAAAUCAAGAGAACUUAGAAAAACUUUCUUAAACUUAAGGACGUUCUUCAGACAUCUUCAAGCUUUUUGUAGAGGGUAUCUCGUACGAAAAUUAGUCAAGGAAAAGGGUCACAUAAUGAAAGCUAAAUUAGCGCAACUGAUGAAAGAGAAAGAAAACAACUCAGGUGACAUUAAAAGAGCCGAGGAUGGGUAUGAAAAGAAAUAUAAUGAUCUUAUGUCUUCUAUUUGGAUAGCAAAAGAAGUUGCGGUUGAUAGUAAUGUCCAAAAUACUACAGUCAUAGAUGAUAGAUAUGUUGACGAUGUUUUCGGAUUUUUGAAAGAUACCGCGACGCCAGCAGGUACAGUACGAGGUACUGGUUUUGGAAUGACAACGACGGCUAAACCAACAAUUUCAAGCGUUAUUCCACUGCCACAAGAACCAGAAGAAGAACCUUUUGACGAAUAUGACUUCAAAAAGUUUGCAGCCACAUAUUUCCUUGGAAAUAUAAGCCAUCAAUAUUCUCGCAAGCCGUUGAAACACUCCCUUUUAGAUUUACCAUCUCCAAUUGACAAAAUGGCAUCUCAAGCGAUUUGGAUUACAAUUUUGAGGUUUAUGGGUGAUUUAUCGGAACCAAAGUAUACAGAUGAUAAAAUAGAUAAUGUUCCAGUCAUGACUAAAUUGUAUGAUACCGUUGGCCGAGCUUUUAAAAAAAGCAAAGAAUUUGAAGAAAUGAUAUCUCAAGAACAUGGGCAGGGAAAGAGUAAAAUGCUCCAAAAAACCCUAAAAAAGCAGACUAAAUUAAAUGAAGAACUUUUCAAAAAUCUCGUUAAUGAUGACAUGACAAACGAAAUGUACAGUACAUGGUUGAAUUCACGUCGUAGUACGAAUUUGGAGAAACUUCACUUUAUUAUUGGGCAUGGUAUUAUUAGGAAAGAACUUAGAGAUGAAAUUUUUGCCCAAUUAUGCAAGCAACUUACCAAUAAUCCUUCAAAAGCUUCGUAUGCACGUGGUUGGAUUUUACUAUCUCUUUGUGUUGGUUGUUUCCCACCUUCUGAACGAUUUAUUACGUAUUUACGUUCGUUUAUUCGAGUAGGGCCGCCUGGUUAUGCCCCUUACUGUGAAGGUAGACUUGUAAGAACAUUUAAAAAUGGUCCACGUACGCAACCUCCUAGUUGGUUGGAAUUACAAGCGACGAAAACAAAAAAGCCUAUUCUUCUGACUGUGACAUUAAUGAACGAAACUAUAAAAACAGUUCAAUCCGAUUCAGCUACAACAUCUGAAGAAGUAUGUCAACAAAUAGCCGAUAAUAUUGAGCUUUCUGAUGCAUUCGGAUUUUCACUUUAUAUAACAUUAUAUGAUAAAGUCCUUUCGCUGGGGAGUGAAGCUGAGCAUAUCAUGGACGCUAUAUCACAAUGUGAACAAUUUGCACGAGAACAAGGUACUCCUGAAAAGAAUGCUCCCUGGCGCUUGUUUUAUAGAAAAGAGGUAUUUACACCCUGGCAUGAUCCAGCGGAUGAUCCAAUAGCUUCCAAUUUAAUUUAUCACCAGGUGGUGAAAGGAGUAAAGUUUGGAGAAUACCGAUGCAAUUCAGAAAAAGAUUUGGCAAUAAUUGCAGCACAACAGCACUACAUUGAGUAUGGCCCACGUAUAGACCCUAACGUGUUGAGAAAGGUAAUAGUGAACUAUAUACCGAAUCAAUUUAUUCAAUCAAACGAUGCCGCUUUAACAAAAUGGGAACAUCUUAUAACAAAAGCUUUUGAAUCCUCUCCGAGCAUACAAUCUUCAGUUGAUCCUCUAAGAUGUAAAGAAGAUAUUGUAAUAUUUUCUAAAAUAAAAUGGCCGAUGCUCUUUUCAAGAUUUUUUGAAGCUAUUAAAUUGAAAGGUGACACGAUCAAUAAAGACCUUAUAAUUAUAGCUGUUAAUUGGACUGGUGUUUAUAUCGUAGACCAAUCAGAGCAUAUACUUCUGGAAAUAUCUUAUCCUGAAGUUACUUAUGUAGCCUAUGAUGAUGACAAAGAAUUUGAUAAAGUUGGAAGAAUAACGAUUAGAACAAUACAACAAGAAGAGUUUGUUUUCCAGAGUGUUGAUGCAAGUGAAAUGAGUGCACUUAUUAUAUAUUUGAUAGAUGGAUUAAAAAGACGUUCAAUUUAUGUUAUCACUCAAAGCGAUUCUCAAGGAUACAGUGACGCUGCGUCAUUCUUGCAAUAUAAGAAAGGCGAUCUAAUUACACUUUUGCAAGAAUCAACAGGAGAAACAUUAAUGAAUGCGACAUGGGGUCAUGGUGAAUGCAAUGGCCAUGAAGGCCUAUUUCCAACAGAGCAAGUAUACAUUUUACCAACAUUAUCGAAGCCUUCUCCUAUGAUAUUAGAAGUAUUUAAGAAAGGAAAUAUAAAUACUAACAAAAAUGUUCAUUCUAAGUACAACACAAUACAAAGGAAAAAAAUGCAUACGCUUGAAAAGUUUGCUGAGGAAUAUUUUAGAGAAAAUUAUGAUACUAAUGUCACUAUAUCAAGACAAUCAACAAUAACUCCAGCUAAAAGAACAGGUUCUGGUAAUUUAUGGUCUCAUGCUCGCGAACCUAUAAGAAGACCGUUACUUAAAAAAUUACAAGAUGAUGAGAAGUUGUCUAAGGCAGCGGUUGCAUCGUUCAUUGCUAUACUGAAAUAUAUGGGUGAUAUGCCAGCGCCAAAAGCGAGAUCCGUUGCUGAAUAUACUGAUGAAAUAUUUAGACCCACAAACGAACCCGCAAUGAGGGAUGAGAUUUAUUGUCAAAUAAUGAAGCAAUUAACAAAUAAUAGAAUACAGCUUAGUGAAGAGAGGGGAUGGGAAUUAUUGUGGCUUGCCACGGGUAUUUUUGCUUGUGGACAAGUUUUAAUAAAAGAAACUGUAGAAUUUCUAAAGACAAGACCACAUCCUAUUGCAAAAGAUUGCUUAAAACGUAUAUUUAAAAUACAAAGAGGUGGACCAAGAAUAUAUGCCCCAUAUGUAGUAGAGGUUGAAGCCAUACAACAUAGAAGUAUGCAAAUAUAUCACAAAGUAUAUUUCCCGGAUGAUACCGAUGAAGCUUUUGAAGUUGAUUCAUCCACAAAAGCCAGAGAGCUUUGUGAGCAAAUAACUGGACGUCUGAACCUAAAGAACAGUGAUGGUUUUAGCCUUUUUGUAAAAAUUAUUGAUAAGGUAUUCUCGGUUCCAGAAAAUUAUUACUUCUUUGACUUUAUUCAUGAACUUGUAGAAUGGAUGAAACAAACACGUCCAGUACGUGGAGCAGGAAACCAACUACAGAUGAAUUACCAAAUAUUCUUUAUGAAGAAACUCUGGAUUAACACAAUACCUGGUAGAGAUAUGAACGCAGAUCAAAUAUUUUACUUUCCACAAGAACUUCCAAAAUACUUACGCGGAUAUCAUAAAACUUCAAAACAAGAUUUAAUUGAAUUAGCUGCCCUCAUUUAUAGAGCUAGAUAUGGCAAUGAUCAAUCUCUAUUACCCGAAAUAACACAAAUGCUAGAAGAGUUUAUACCACCCGAUAUGACGAGUAUCCAAUCCAAUUCCCAGUGGAAGUCUGCGAUUAGUGCAGCGUAUCUUAAACAUGGUCCUAUGACAGAAGAUGAAGCGAAAGAGCAAUUUUUAAAGAAAAUCUAUCAAUUUCCAACAUUUGGAACAGCAUUCUUUGAAGUUAAGCAAACUUCAGAUCCUUCUUAUCCCGAAAUGGUUGUCAUAGGAAUAAAUAAAAAUGGAGUCAGUGUUAUACAUCCCCAAAGUCGCGAUUUGUUAGUAACCUAUCCAUUUUCUCAACUAUCUAACUGGUCAUCGGGUAAUACAUUCUUCCACAUGACAAUGGGCAACUUUGUUCGUGGAACGAAGAUUCUUUGUGAAACAUCGCUAGGUUACAAAAUGGACGACCUUAUAUCAUCAUAUAUUGCUGUAUUGCGACAGGCAAUGAAACAAAAGCAAAGGACGUGAUGUUGGACAUAAGUUAGAUUAUGAACAUU
Messenger RNA from Vanessa tameamea, 6477 nucleotides. RefSeq names its product myosin-VIIa-like. The record is from RefSeq and is a predicted model, not a curated record. Gene Ontology annotation, molecular function: cytoskeletal motor activity; protein binding; ATP binding. Lineage: Eukaryota; Metazoa; Arthropoda; Insecta; Lepidoptera; Nymphalidae. Gene Ontology annotation, cellular component: cytoskeleton; myosin complex. The coding region runs from base 128 to 6448 and encodes 2106 amino acids. The transcript has 11 exons.